Acanthoscelides obtectus is the source of this 5290-nucleotide messenger RNA. The record is from the annotation of a GenBank genome assembly. NCBI's taxonomy places the organism in Eukaryota, Metazoa, Arthropoda, Insecta, Coleoptera, Chrysomelidae.
GUUGGAAUAUUUCUUUGAGGUUAUUAUUUUGAAAAUAAUUAUAAUAAAUAAAAUAACUUAUUAGUAACAAUAGCCCUGCUUAACUCAUCAUGGCAGAAAUAUCAACCGGCACAGAAGACAAAGAAGUGAGCAAAAUACUGAAUAAUCCACCACAGGACCCAGAAGCUGAUAAACUUUCAUCACCAGGAUCUCCAGUUUUAAGUAAUAAUUUUAACAAUUUAACCCGUAAAUUAUGUAAAAGAAGAAGCAGGGUAAAGCUUGCAGAUAAAUUUAAGUCAGAAACAGCAGUGGAACCUCUUGAUAAACAAAUUCAAAAGUUUCAUGAAGAAAGUUUUACUGCUUCCCAAGCUAAUAAUUUGGCUGCUGUUUUGGAUAGAAUAGAGUCCAUAGAACAUAACAGACGGUUGUGGUAUAAUAUGAUCACCACUGAUAAACAAGAUGAUAUUUAUUUUAAAAAACCACUACCAUUGUGUUCCAAAUCUCACAAAAACAAUAGCUCAGUUGAACUAGAUGAUAUGCAGGUUCAGAGAUAUGAUAAGUCACAAACACAUUUACCACCUGUUCAGCUACCAGUUUGCUCUAGUUUUCAGACUGCUGCAGGUAAGAAAAUGGAGAUAUCUGAUAGUGAUAUUGAAAAACAGGCUUGGAUUUUUGAAGGCAUACAUCAGCCUUCACUAGGUCGAAACACAUGUAAUGCAAAACAGUAUAACUUCUUGCGAAAGCCUGACACAGGACAAAAUGCUACUGAUAUAGGCAAUAAUGUAAAUGAAGAAUCUAAGUUUAGAAAAAGCAAUGCCUCAAAAAUUUCUGAAAAUGUUGAUGAUGCUAUUUCUUUAACUCAAGAAAUUAGUAAGUCAGGAAUUAGUGAUACACAGAUAUUAUCUAUUGUAGACAUAUAUAAUAUGGUUCAAAAUAGUCGAUCAGAGAAUCUAGAACCACAUGAGAAGAUAUUUAAUAAAAAUGUUUCAAUGAAACAAGAAAGCAUUAGUCAGAAUAAGAAGGAAGAUCAAGAUACAUUCAUAGGAUUUUCUAAUAAUGAUAUUGAACAAUCACAUAGUCAUGUUUACAGCUUAAAAAAUACUAUUAAAAAAAUCUCUACAAGAUGUAGCAAAACUUAUUCUGAAAACAACAGUAAGAAGCGAGUCCAUGAGUUGGUUGAAAUGCCUGCCAGCAAGAAAAUGAAGCUUGGUCCAUUUAAUGCUGGGAUUAAAUCUAGCAGCUUGGUUAGAACUUCAUGCAGUUUUUCAAGUGCUUCUGGGAAACAUAUCAUUAUAACAUCUAAUGCAUUAAAAAAAGCUAGUAAUAUUCUUGAUAACAUAGAAAAUGAUCUAGGAACUCUGGAAGCAGCUAGAAGUACAGAUUCUGAUAGUUUGAAGAAACCUACUCUGAUUCUUGAUCCACAAUGUACAAAUUAUGAUGAUCCAGCAAAUUUGUUAAGUAAGAAUCAAGUGUUGUAUAACCCACAAAGUAUCCCCAAAGAAGUAGCUCAUAUGUCUAUAUUGAAUAAUAUCAACUGGAAGCUAAAUAAUCAAAAUGUUUGCUCUGGUUUUGCCACUGCUUCAGGGAAAUCUAUGGUAAUAUCUGAGAAGUCAAAACUGAAGGCAAAGCAAGUGUUCGGGGAGAUUCUGGAUGACACUACAGAUGGUCAUAUAGUAACAACCACAAUAAAGAAUAAGCAUAAGUUAUUAGAUGAUGCUAUAAAGAAAGCUGAAUGUUCUGGAAAACCUGAAUCUAGCAUAAUUCCACAGUGUACUGAAAAGGCUAUUAUAUUGAAUAAUAUCAAUUAUAGGGUAAAUAACGAAAAUGCUUGCCCAGGUUUUGCUACUGCUUCAGGAAAAUCUAUGAAAAUAUCUGAAAAAUCAAAAAUAAAGGCAAAGGAGGUUUUUGGAAAUAUUUUUGAUAACACUGGAGAUGACAAUAUAGCAAAAACCACAUCUAAGAAUAAGCUCAAGUUAUUAGAUGAAGCUAUAAAGGAAGCUGAAACUUCUGGAAAACCAGAAUCUAACGUAAUUCCAUAUUGUGUUGAAAGUGAUCUAAAAAAUCAUGAUAGUUUCCACAAAGUGCCAAGAGAAAAACUUGAUUUUACUAAUGCUUCUGUAAAGUCUAUUAUAUUGACUAAUAUCAAUUUUAAUACUGAAAAUGCAUGCUCAGGUUUUGCUAAUGCUUCAGGAAAAUCUAUGACAAUAUCUGAAAAGUUAAAAUUGAAAGCAAAGGAGGAUUGUGGAGACAUUUUGGACAGCACUGGAGGUGACAAUAUAGCAAAAACUGUAUCAGUGAAUAAGCGUAUGCUACUGGAUGAUACUACAAGGAAAGCUGAACAUUUUAACAGAUCAGAACCUAACAGCUUUCCAAAAAGUGUUGAGAAUGACCAAAAGUUGCCAACAGAAACACUUGGCUUCACCAAUGCUGAUGGAGAAAAAUAUCAGCUAUCAGAGUCCUCAUUGUUAAAAGCAAAGCAAAUGCUUGGAGAUUUUAUAAGUAAUGAAACUGAAAGUGCAAAUAGAUUGGCUUCUAAGAACAAAUUCAAAUUGUUAGACAAAGCAAUUAAAAAAGCUGAAAUCAACAUGGGAAUCCAACCAAGUAGUGUUGAAGAUGAUUUUCGAAAAAGGAACCUCAAAAAUAGGAUACCGCCUCAACUGCAUAAGAAUCCAUUUCAGCCUAAGUCAUUUGGAGACCAAGUAGUAAACCAUUCUGAAGCGCAUACUCCAAAAAGAGAAGACAGUUUAUUGAAAAGACAAAAAAGGAAAUUAGGGAUAUCCUCUUGCAAGCAAAUCAGAAUUCCAGAACAGAAUUUGAAGAAGGCAAAAUUGUUAUUUGACCAAGAGAUCCAAAGUAUAUCACCUGUUAAACCAAUAGGAUUGCAUAUCCAACAGAACCAUAACACUCCUGUGCGUCUAGAGGGUUCUUUCAGUAGAACUGAUGGAAAGUAUUGUUCAACUCCACUACAAAAUAACCUGGCCACCUUAAAAACUCUGCCAGUUGAAAGUCCAAUGGUACCAGAAAGGAGAAUAUCAUAUGAAGGUCCAGAAUUAAGCCCAGAGUCUUUUUUUGUCUUUGGAGCUCCAACUAAAGGAUGUAUGGCUGAUUGGGUGAUGAAAUAUAGUGAAGAGAGGAAGCUACUCGAAGAAAAGUUGAAGAAGAUACAGGAUAGAGAGGCAGAGUUGCUCAAAUUAGAUGAGACAAAGACAACUGAAAAUAGGAUUUGUUUGGGAGUCUUGUAUCAGAAAAAGAAGUCAAGCAACAGACUUAACUUGAGAGGACUUUCAGAUGAAAUAUGCACAUCUGAAGACACAAAUCAAGAUUUAUUUUUUGUUAGUCCUGAAAAUGCUGCAGAUUUUCAUUUCAAAUGUGAUACUGUUCUGAACACAGAGGAUGGUGCUACAAUUGUCCCAAAUCUGGACGAUUUAGUUGGUUUAUCAGAAAUACAGUUAGGUAUAGAAACUAUGGCUGGUGUAGAAACUAGGCUGAUUCCUACAAACUGGAUCAAAAAUCACUACAAAUGGAUAGUGUGGAAAUUGGCAAGUUAUGAAAGGAGGUUUCCCAAUAAAUGUAAAGGCAUUUUGAAUAUAGAAAAUGUUGUACAACAAUUAAAGUACAGAUACGAUCGUGAAAUAGACAAAGUGGAAAGAUCUGCACUGAGGAGAAUAGUUGAAAGGGACGAUGCUCCUCAAAAACGUAUGGUACUCUGUGUGUCAGCAAUAAAAAGUAAAGGCUUUACUAAACAUGAGUUAGAGCUAACAGAUGGAUGGUAUGCUGUGAAAACUGUGAUAGAUGAACCUCUAUGCGCUCAAGUAUAUGGAAAAAUCCAAAUAGGCACAAAACUCGUAACAUGUGGAGCUGAGCUACUAAACUGUGAUGGUUGCCAUCCUUUGGAGGCAACAGAUUUAGUUUCUUUAAGAAUAAACUACAAUAAUACACGGAGAGCUUGCUGGAAUGCAAAACUCGGAUAUCAAAAAUAUCCUCAGUCAUUUCCCAUAAAAAUAUGCAAUAUACACCCUUCAGGAGGAAUGGUUGGUGCCAUAAAAAUAUGCAUCAUCAGGGUUUAUCCGCUCAAGUUUUUAGAGAGGCUUGGUACAAACACAGUUUGGAGGAAUAAAAAAGCGGAAGAAAGAAGAGCUCAAGAAUGGGAGAAUGAAAUGUGCAGGAAAAUUGAAAAUCUUCAUAGCAACAGUAAGAAAAACUUGCAAGGUGUGAGAGACGAGGUCAAUAACUUGAUAACGAGGGAUAUAUCAGUAGUGUUCAGGCUUCUGGUGAUCGAUUUAUUGGACAGUGAAUACAGGACUUAUACCUUUCAUGUUUGGAGACCUUCUGAGAGCCACUUACAAGAUUUAAGAGAAGGAAAAUCUAUGACUGUCUAUAACGUCGUACCAAAGUAACUUGUCACUCCUCAAUUUCUAUAAAAAAAUUAAAAAAAUAUCAUAUACUUACAUACUUAUUUUCUGAAUUAUUGAUCUACUUGCUGGUUUCAGAAAAAAUGGAGAAUUAAGCUCAUGUUCUAAAACUUUAUUCAAACCCGUAAUUACAAAGCAAAAUCUGCCUGAUAAGUUUUUGAGGAAAGUGACGUUCAUAGAAGACAUUUCAUUAGAGUUGAUGGCGGAUUUCAGAGAAUUUGAUACUGUUGGGAUUAUUGUACAGUCUGUGAUAGAAGAUAAUUUCCAGAAAGUCUGGAUAGCUGGUGUUACAGGAAGGUAAUGAACGAAAGCUUAGGGAAUUAAAAAUUUCAUUUCUCUUAAGGGGCCAGUCGAUUGUGAAAGCAAUGGUUAACAAACAAGAAAGUCAUUUUGACAAUGGCCCUAGAUUAGUUGUCAAUUUACAUAAUUUUUCUUAAAUUUUCAGAUUGCUCUUAGUUAAGAUAAAUGAAGGUCCAAAGUUCUGUUUACUCCUGGACCAAGCAAAACGAGGACAGCCGAUGGCUGUGAGCAAUUUAUUGCUAUUAUUUUCAUAUACAGAUGAAGUAUCACAAGCUACCGCAAACCAUUAUUCAGUUUUUUCUUUGUAUCCAAUGCAGAAACAUUUACAAGACGGGCUGGAAGCUUUAAGAAAGAAGCAACUACAGAACCUUGACACUUUUCUGAAUGAAUGUGAUGCCAAGAUCGAAUCAUUCAACUCAUGUGAAACUACCUUGUCCAGUAAGCCUGAUGACAGUGAUGAAGAAACCUUGACAACUUCAAGACUUACAAGCACUGAUGUUGCAUUGUCCCUUAUAGAUAUGGAUAAGUUUUUUUAAAGUGAUACAUAUGCUUAUAGUUUUUAUAUUGAUGGAUUAUAAUAUUAAAUAAAUUUCGUUGAG